Molecule: messenger RNA, 390 nt
Organism: Hibiscus syriacus
Lineage: Eukaryota; Viridiplantae; Streptophyta; Magnoliopsida; Malvales; Malvaceae
Product: ABC transporter B family member 21-like
Exons: 2
Coding region: 1-390 (129 amino acids)
Molecular function (GO): ATPase-coupled transmembrane transporter activity; ATP hydrolysis activity; ATP binding
Source: RefSeq, a predicted model, not a curated record
AUGGCAAACAGGGAAAUGCAACCGAAGAAGAGAUCAUGGAAGCAACAAGAGCAGCGAAUGCACACGCGUUCAUCAGCUCGUUGCCGCAGGCAACGGAUUGCCAUUGCGAGAGCCAUAUUGAAGAACCCCAGGAUCCUUCUGCUUGAUGAGGCAACGAGUGCUCUAGACGCAGAAUCGGAACGUGUGGUGCAGGAGGCACUGGAUGCAGUAAUGAUAAACCAAACAACCAUCGUAGUUGCUCACCGCCUUAGCACCAUAAAGGGUGCUGAUAUUAUUGCGGUUGUGAAAAACGGAGCCUUUGUUGAGAAAGACGGACACGAUUCAUUGAUGAAUAUUACUGAUGGGGCUUAUGCCUCCUUGGUAGCACUUCAUUUGAACUCUUCAACGUGA